Messenger RNA from Ordospora colligata OC4, 879 nucleotides. Its product is annotated as subunit of transcription initiation factor IIE. NCBI's taxonomy places the organism in Eukaryota, Fungi, Microsporidia, Ordosporidae. The transcript has a single exon. Gene Ontology annotation, biological process: transcription initiation at RNA polymerase II promoter; transcription open complex formation at RNA polymerase II promoter. The record is from RefSeq and is a predicted model, not a curated record. Bases 1 to 879 code for a protein of 292 amino acids. Gene Ontology annotation, cellular component: transcription factor TFIIE complex.
AUGGAUUAUGAGCCGGUGAUGAACGAGCUGAUAAACAAGGUUGUUCGGAAGUUCUACGAACCCCACCAUGUUGUUAUAAUGGGGAUUUUAUUGAAGGCCACGCUUCUAUAUGACAAUGAGCUUUGCGAAAGAAUGAAGAUGCUUUCAAAGGAAGUAAACAAGUUGAUUAUCAAGCUAAAAGAAGAUAAGAUGAUUAAGUAUGAGACUAAGGUUGAGAAUAGAGAGAAUAAUGGGCAAAUACUACGCACAGUGUACUACAUCAAUUAUGCAGAAGUGCGAGAUGUCAUCAAAUACAAGAUCUACAAGAUGACGAAGAAUUUGGAAAAUAGCAUUAAAAUGGGGCAAGCAGAGGGAUAUAUAUGCAUAGAGUGUAACAGGGAGUAUAGCUCACUGGAUGCACAAGGACUUAUGGAGAAUUAUGUUUUUAAGUGUGAGGAUUGUAAGGGAGAUCUGGCUGAGAACAGGAAAGACAGAAGUGAGGAUUGCGAGAUGUAUUCGAAUUUAAUGUCUGAGCUGGAUGGAAUUGUUAUGCUUUUGAAGGAGACCGACAAGUACAGUAUACCAUCGAUGGAUUAUUUCCAGGUUCUUGAGAUGAAGAAGGAUAGAGAAUGCAAGGAUGUGCAUGUGCAAAAGGAAGAGGAGCAUGUUCCGAUACAUCAGUCGAGCAUUGAGGAGCCUGAAAUUGAAAGUCAUUAUGCAGAUAAUAGCGUGGUGAUUCAGAAUGAGGCCUGUGUGGAAAUAAAUGAAUAUGUGAUGGUCAGUGGAAUUAGAAAGCGAUUUUCUGAUGUAACUGAAGAGGACAAAGAGAAGAUGUCUGAGGAGGAAUAUGAAAAGUAUUAUGAGAUAUACUCUAAGUAUUAUGAAGAGCCAGAUGCUUAG